AUGAUAAGAAACUCAGAGGAACAUGUACUCCCCAGUGUUUCUGCAAUUGAAGAAUGUAAAAAUAAAAUCUCAAUGGACCUUUUCCUCCACCUUUCUAUCAUCCCAGCAGUCCUGAUUACAGGGGUCCUGUCAUUUCUUCAGAGACGAGCUAAGAGACUGGGCAUUGACCACAGACUGCCUUUUCUAAAUGGACGUUUUGGUAUUGUAGUGCCUUUGGACACAAUAGGCAGCCUUAGUAACCGCUGGUCCUAUGGCUUUGCAUUUGGUGCAGUGUCAAGCAGCGUUUUGCUGCUCUUCUCUGAGCGUUAUGUACCCUUUACAGUCCCACCAUGGGCCAGAGCAAUAGUGUACCUCAUCGGAGCUUUAGAAGUGGGUCUGGUGUAUUUCCCAUUUUUUGCCUGUCUGUCCACACCAUUCAGAAUGGCCGGGGCGAUCCUGGGAAUACUCUACUCAGCAGCCUGGAUCUUGGUAACAGUUUGGGAUACAGCUACAUGUCCUGGUGGAGAGGUUUUAGGUAAAUACCAGAAGGUAAUUUCACAGUGGCCCUGCAUCCUCUCACUUCUCUUCCUCCUGGGACGAUUUGUCUACAUAUUUGUUAAAGAUGUCCGCAUACGUCUUCAACUGGAAACAGAGAAUCUUGAGGAGCUGGUUGGUCUACACCAAGCGAAGCAUGUUAAGCGGCUACUGAGUAGAACACCUGAACACAGUGAAUCCCUCAACUGGUUGGAAAGACGAGUGUAUGAGUGGGACCCUUACUUCAAGUUUCCAAACCGGAUCAUUGGCACCGCCAUUAUAUCCCUUAUAGGCCUAUAUACGAUGACACUAGCAGACUAUAGCCUCAGUGAUGCUGCCUUUGACAGAAUGGAAGACUGGAAGAACAAUCUGAAAGAGGUCGUUACCUCUUGUAACCAAACACAAGCUUUGGGAUACAUGAUACCGCAACUUGAAGAGUUCAUUGACGUGGCCAGGAAGUCUUGGCUUGCCACCACCAUCUUUGCCAGUCUUAACUCUGUUGCAUACACUUUCCAUAUCUUGGCCUGUUACAGGAAACACAUAAAGAGACUGUGGAAGGGUCAGAAAGGGUUCCUUCCAGAGAGGUUCCAUGAUCCCAAGCCUGCUGUUAGUGUUGCUUCCAUUGCAAGAUACUCUGGAUGGCAAAUAGCUUUCACUUUAUGGGGCUACCUGAUUGUUCAUUUUGUCCACUUCUUGUUUGUGCUGCUGUUUGUCUACUUGCUGGUUCUUCCCAUACAGAAUGGAAAAGUACUGGCCAUGCUGUCAAACCUGGGACUCAUUCUUUUGACCAUUGGAAUAGUGGUCGCCUUGGUAAUCCUCCAGGUAGUUCUGGUUCAAAUCUUUUUUCUUCAAGACAAAAUGUCCCCCACAGAUAAGCAGAAACCUCUGGCUCUCAACAACAGAAAGGCCUUCCACUGCUUCAACUACUUCUUUUUUUACUACAAUGUGGUGAUGGGGAUCAGCACCUGCAUAAUACGCCUCCUGCUAAGCAUGGUGGUUGGAACAUGGCUGGUGUCCCGUAUUGACCGAACCAUAAUGCAGAGGGGAUAUGAAAACCUAGACGCUGGCUACAGCACAUGGAUAGGGAUGAUCUUUGCCGACCAUUAUCACAACAACCCAGUCAUGGUGUGUUUCUGCCAGCUUCUGGUUUCAGGCACAAUAGAAAAAAACAUUCCAACUACAUACUCCUCAUUUGACAACACUCAAUCAGCUUCUCCAGUCAACAGUCGAGCCAGAAGACGCUGGGCUUUGCUUUACACCUUGCUAAAGAACCCUCCUCUGAUCCUGUGUAGAAAACACAAUCUCUCCUCCAUAUCAUCACCCACCUACACAGCCACAGAGGUUCGGGCUUGGGUCAUGGCAUCACAAACUCAGAACCAGCAAAUGGCACCAAAAGCAAUACCAGAAAUCAUAGUUACAGGAGAGGAAGACUGUUAAAAAAAAGAAAAUAAAACAGUGGCUCAAAGGAAAUAUAAGCUGUUGAAUAAGUUGAAUUCUGUAACUUUCAUUUGUGGAAAAUUCACAGCUGUUUCCAGUCAUUUUAUUUCAUUUGUUGUUGUUUUUUUUUUUCCCUUUUUUCAUCUUCUAUGGUGGCAGUAAAAACACAAACUAGUUCUAGUACAGAAGACGACUUGGUCGAGUCAGCCUACUAAUUAGUUUUUUUAUCAUUAUUAACUUAGGAGAUGUAGUCAUAUAGAUUUUAUGCAUUUUGUUUUCUAGAAUGUAUAUGUUUACAUUCAUGUUGUUAAAAAUAUGUCUGCAUUGACA
Cyprinodon variegatus (sheepshead minnow) is the source of this 2280-nucleotide messenger RNA. RefSeq names its product stimulated by retinoic acid gene 6 protein homolog (gene stra6l). The record is from RefSeq and is a predicted model, not a curated record. The transcript is spliced from 18 exons. Gene Ontology annotation, molecular function: signaling receptor activity; retinol transmembrane transporter activity. The coding region runs from base 1 to 1950 and encodes 649 amino acids. Gene Ontology annotation, cellular component: plasma membrane. Lineage: Eukaryota; Metazoa; Chordata; Actinopteri; Cyprinodontiformes; Cyprinodontidae. Gene Ontology annotation, biological process: vitamin A import into cell.